GCCUAUCACAUGACUGCAGCACUAUCGCCCUUUGCUCGCUGGCACUCUCAUCUCUGUCUGACCAGAAGGCAGUAGGCAGCAGCAGUCACUGGCUUUGUAAACACAACGUGCUGCGCUGCUUUGUUUCGGAACCGCCACCAUUCUGGGUCUAUCUCUAGCCAUGCCAUGGAUAUUUUGUGGCAAUAUCAAUUCAGGAUAAUUUUGCUAGGAGACUCGACCGUAGGGAAAUCAUCUUUGCUGAAGCGGUUUACAGAUGGAAUUUACAGCGAUGUAGCGGAUCCAACGGUCGGUGUUGAUUUUUAUGCCCGUUCGCUAGACAUCGAGCCAGGGAUUAAAAUCAAGCUUCAACUGUGGGACACGGCUGGACAGGAACGAUUUAGGUCCAUCACCACUUCCUACUACCGUAACUCAGUGGGCGGGCUCCUCGUGUUUGACCUGACCAAUCACAAGACCUUCGACCACGUGAGGGAGUGGCACAAGGAAGUGAGCGAGCACAUCCUGCCGCACAACAUGGUCUACAUCCUGAUUGGCCACAAAAGCGACCUUAACAAGGACCGGAAGGUGACGCAGGACGAGGCUGAGCAGCUGGCGGCGGAGAUGGGGAUACGCUAUGUGGAGACGUCGGCUAAGUGCAACAGCAACGUGGACCGGGCCUUCCAGCUGCUCAGCAGGGACAUCUAUGAGCUGAUGAAGAUGGGGCAGAUCACCACGAGGGACGGAUGGGAUGGGGUGAAGAGUGGCCUCACUACCAGGGUCCUGUACCCGGGCGAUGAGGACAUUGAGGUGGAGCCGAGGGAGAAGAGUUGCAACUGCUGAGAGACUGACCCUCGAUCCCUGACCUCUGACCUCAUCAAGGGUAAUGUUCAUUACGCACCAAACGGAAGAAAACGGAUUGGAACAGAGAGGGACUACCUGGAAUUGUCCAUUAAGAAACGCAAAUGUAUCUUUUUCGUUGCGAAUCGUUCUGGAACGUGUUCCGAUGCGUUCCCUAAUAAACACGACUCAUGUCUCCACUGUUGUUCCCCCUCUCUUAUCUCCACAAGUAUCUCACAUCAUCUCACAGUUUAGUCAGUUUCCCAUUGAAACUAAGCCAUGGUCUAAAGUAAGGCCCUUGUCCUGUCACGUGUGCACGUGUCACCAUAUGCCUAGUGUAGCUAGCCUGCCUUUCCUCUCUGUAUCAGUUCCUCCAGAGGUCAGGAUGGGGCUGUUUUCUGAUGGGAUUGUGGGAUACACAUCCUGAAGUACACAUCUUGAUGUGACAAACGCUUCUCUACAAACACAAAAGUCUGAGUCUUUAGGCCAAACACCAGAGUAAAUCCUUGCAGUGGAAUAGCAUCAUACAUGUACAUGCUAAACCUACACAGUUUAACAUCACCUGGGUAGCAUUGGGCCCAGUUAGGUAAGGCAGACACAGAGGCUGCAUUUACAGAGGCAGCCCAAUCCUGAUAUUUUGCCCAAUUAUUGUUCUUUUAACCAUUGAGAAGAGAUCUUUUGACAAUUUGGGCUGCUUGUGUAAACGCAGCCCGAGACACCUGCGUGACAGCGAUCAGGCCUUGGGGUAUUCCAGUAUGUAUUCUAUUCCUUCCUGGCAGCAUCCUUUUCCUUCCUGGCAGCAUCCUUUUCCUUCCUGGCAGCAUCAUUUUCCUUCCUGGCAGCAUCCUUUUCCUUCCUGGCAGCAUCCUUUUCCUUCCUGGCAGCAUCCUUUUCCUUCCUGGCAGCAUCCUUUUCCUUCCUGGCAGCAUCCUUUUCCUUCCUGGAUGCCCUUUGCUGCCACAGGAGUUAUUGGAUUCUUAAGCAGGCAAGGUCUUGACUGGUGGACAAUGCAUUAUUGUGAUCUGGCAUCACUCCCAUUACAUUGUUGUGGGUUGACUCUGGUCUCCUGUGUGUGUGUGUGUGUGUGUGUGUGUGUGUGUGUGUGUGUGUGUGUGUGUGUGUGUGUGUGUGUGUGUGUGUGUGUGUGUGUGUGUGUGUGUGUGUGUGUGUGUGUGUGUGUGUGUGUGUGUGUGUUUGCAUGUGUGUGCUGUUGCUCUGCCUGCAGUCCCCUGAGACUGUACAUCAUGUCCGGUAUGGUCAGUGGUAUAAAAAGUAUCCAAUCAUCAUUCUUGAGUAAAAGUAAAAAUAUCUUAAUAGAAAAUGACUCAAGUAAAAGUGAAAGUCACCCAGUAAAAUACUACUUGAGUAAAAGUCUAAAAGUAUUUUGUUUUAAACAUACUUAAAAAGUAAAUGUAAUUGCAAAUAUAUACUUAAGUAUCAAAAGUAAAAGUAUUCAGAAUUUCAAAUUGCUUAUAUUAAGCAAACCAGGUGGCACACGACAGCACGCAGACAUACUUUACAAACAAAGAAUGUAUGUUUAGUGACCAGGGCAGGGUGGCCUAGUGGUUAGAGUUUUGGACUAGUAACUGGAAGGUUGCAAGUUCAAACCCCUGAGCUGACAAGGUACAAAUCUGUCGUUCUGCCCCUGAACAGGCAGUUAACCCACUGUUCCUAGGCCGUCAUUGAAAAUAAGAAUUUGUUCUUAACUGACUUGCCUGGUUAAAUAAAGGUAAAAUAAAAAUUAAUUAAUUAAUAAGUGUGUGAAUUGGACCAUUUUCCUGUCCUGCUAAGCAUUCAAAAUGUAACCCGUACUUUUGGGUAUCAGGGAAAAUGUAUGGACUAAAAAAGUACAUUAUUUUCUUUAGGAAUGUAGUAAAGUAAAAGUAGUCAAAAAUAUAAAUAGUAAAGUAAAGUACAGAUCCCCUCCCCCCAAAAACGACUUAAGUAUUACUUUAAAGUAUUUUUUACUUAAGUACUUUACAUUACCCCACUGGCUAUGGUUACCUCUGGUGUUAAAAGGUCAAUGAUAAUAGGCAGGGAGAAUAAACUGUACUCUAUAUGAGUCACCACCACCACCCCUCCUCUGUUCAUAUGGUCCUGUAGACUGCUAAUCUAUGUAAUUGCACACAACCCAAAUCUUGUUCAUGUUGCAUCAUGUUGUGAUCUUCCUACAUCAGAGCAGAUGUUUUCUAUUUUUUUUUUUUUUUUUUACAUAUCUAUCAUUUGUAGAACAUUGCUGAAGCCACAAACCCUUUUAAUGGUCUUUGCAUUUGUAUAUGUCAUAUUAAAAAACAAAAACAAACCUUCCAAGGUGGGCCUUCAAGGGGGAAAACCACCCCAAACAACAUCCCAAACAACAUCCCAAACAACAUUUAACUGGAAAGAGGUACUGGCUGAUGCCGAUUCUUUAAGACUUUAAGACGGCCCAAAUUGAUUAAAUGUGGGGCUUUUGUGACCGUAAUACUAAUUUAAGGGUUUUUUGGCUUUUUACAGGGUUUCCCAAACUCGGUCCUCGGACCCCAAGCGGUGCACGGUUUGGUUUUUACCCUAAAAAUACACAGCUGAUUCAAAUGAUCAAAGCUUGAUUAUUAGUUGAUUAUUUGAAUCAGCUGUGUAGUUCUAGGGUAAAAGCCAAAGCGUGCACCCCUUGGACUCCCGAAUACUGAGUUUGGGAAACUCUGUGUUAUUACAUUGUCUGGUUUAGAACAUGACUUUUCAGACCCUAAUGGCCUCCAUGCUCCAUCAGAAUGGUUCCAAUAUCAAGACAGACAUAAUCUUGCCAUGCCUAUAGGCCCUUUCGGUCUGCAGAGAGGCACAGGAAGAUAACUCUCUAGUUUCCCUAGACUACUACCUCUAUACUGCAAACCUCAGUGCAGAUAACAGUUGACCUGAGACUUGGCUGUAGACUGGUGUUACCAUGGCUCAGGGUCUAGAUAACAGCUCACUUUGCUUGGUCCCUCCUCCCUUCCUUCCCCUCAGCUCACCUUGUCCAUCUCCACACCCUGCACACUCUGUAGAUGGCAGGAGAGACAUUGUGCAUUCAGCAAAUGUGACUUUAUGUGAUAUUGUGUUCUAUGUUGGUUUUGUGUCCAGUGGUUAUUGGGCAAGGCACAGGAGCAUAUGGGCAGUAUCAUGGUCAUGCGACUUGACUUGUUGAAAGGAAUGUCUAAGUAACUAAUCUUUUGGGAGUUUUUUCAUACAUACUGGUAAACACCUUGCAAAGCCUCAGCAUACAAUUUCUUGACAAAAAAUAUGUCUUGCCUCUUUCUUUACAAAGUCUGAUGCAAAUGUAGUUUAGUUGUUCCCACACUCAUAAAUGUUUACCCUGUUUAUAAUUAUGUUGUGGCCGCUGUCUGUUUGGUCAUCACAAUUCAACUCCUUUUGAAAAGCAGAAAAUAUUUUCAUUCUAAGCCACAAAGGGAGUUAGAGACAAACCAUGUUCCUUACUGUAUGUAGUGCUGCCUUUUUUCAGCUUGCUGUGUCAUUUCUAACAGGGUUUAUUUUGUACAGCUGUAUUUUUUAUGCUUAUAAUAAUGAUCAAAUGUGCUGUGAUAUAGCUGCUUGUCAUUGAAUGCAACCUAUUCCUGAGCACUGACUUUGAUAAGGAUUCUUAUUGACUGUAUUGUUACAUCAGAUAGGAAGAAAACAGGAAUUAGGAAGCUGUGGUGCUGAUGAUGCCCGACGAUGGUCUAUAAACAAGGUGUAUCUAGAGAAAGGCCCCUGUCACUGAGAUGGAGCACAAGCUAUAUUCAACAGCCUAUUCAGGCUAAAUUGACAUGAAAGAAGAGAUUGAGCUUGGAUCUUGACACGUUGCCAGUAUAACUAGAAAUGUUUAGAUUUUAGAGCAGAAAAUUGAAAAUAAUUGAUGCUUUGGAAAGUGUUCAGUUGAUUAUAAAUGGUGGCCAUUUUCAUUUUUACAUUUACAUUUAAGUCAUUUAGCAGACGCUCUUAUCCAGAGCGACUUACAAAUUGGUGCAUUCACCUUAUGACAUUCAUUGUGAUGAUAGUUAUAUCAUAAUAGUGUAAUCUGAAUACCAAUUGACAAAACAAUCUAAUUAAAUUAGUAGUAUCCAACAGGUCCUUGAAAGUACAACAACAUAUGACAUAUCACUAAUGCAUUUUACUUGCAAAUUCUCUUUUUGGGGAGUCUUACAACUAGACACAGCAACACAGCAGCACAGUUGAUACUUCUAUUUAGCCUCUGACUGAGUCCAAUCACAGAUCACAGCUUGACAAAAUAAAUGUUAUUUAUUUUCUAUUCUAAAUGUUCUGUGCAAGGUACUCACUCUACUGUUAAAGGGUAUUCAAUCAAUAAACAAUAUUAUGUCCAUGGUGCCAUAUUGAUUGACCAUCUCCAUGCUAGGGUUGUGACGCCCUCUUUGGGUAACAACAGAACUGCAUACCUGACCCACUCAUCUGUAUCACAGUGCAAAUAAAUGACUACACUCCAACUGAAAAACAUACAACUGUGUAUGGUAAUAAUAUUGGUGUGCUUUCAUUUUCAUAAGCCUCUGUUGAAAAUCACAACUGUUAGUUGGCAUAAAUGAUCAAUAACUAAUCAAUAACAGAUUAAUAUCACUUGUGAAAAUGAAGCUGUUCACUGAUAUUGCUUUCACUUUUACCCCCCGCUCCUGUCCAAGCUCACCUGUAGAAACCAUAUAUAGACUUAUGGUAGAAACACAUGUGGUCCUUAAAGACUCAUCUGGAGGGAAGAAAUGCAGAUACACACAUGCUAAAUGAGCAAAUUCAUUUGAAUGAUUGUGCUUAUUUUAUAUGUGGUGAAAAGUCAAAUAAAUAUGAUGUUAAAUGAAAGAAAGACCUGAUGGAUUUAUAUGAUCAGAUCUUUUUAAAGAUCUUUAAUGAAAGUGAUGGUGAAGGUACAUUUUGUAAGGGAAGGGUCAGAGAGUACACAAUUGUUACCAGGAGGAAAAUGUGCAAGGGUCAUGCUUUUACAAUUUCAGUCAGGGGAAGGUUUAGUAUUUUGUAAUCGAUUAAAUGUUAUAUUGAUCACUGUUUGAGAAUGAGUUGCUUAUCAUAUCUCGAUGUGUGCUUGAUGCUGUCCCUCAUCCCUGAUUCUCUGCUGGGCGUGCAAUAUCAAGUGGAUAAGAGCGUCUGCUAAAUGACUUAAAUGUAAAUGUAAAUGUAAGUGCUCCUAGUAUGGUCUCAAUCAAAUAAUCCAUAGCCUGCCGUGCCUUUAGAAAGUAUUCAUACCCCUCGAAUUAUUCCACAUUUUGUUGUGUUACAGCCUGAUUUCAACAUGGAUUCAAAAAAAAUAUCUCACCCAUCUAUACACAAUACCCCAUAAUAACAAACUGGAAACAUGCUUUUAGAAAUUUUAGCAAAUAUAUUGGAUAGAAAAUACAGAAAUAUCUCAUUUAAACAAGUAUUAACACCCCUGGGUCAAUACUUUGUAGAAGCACCUUUGGCAGCGAUUACGGCUGUGAGUAUUUGUGGGUAAGUCUCUAAGAGCUUUCCACACCUGCUUGAAUUGAUUCAAGCUCUGUCAAAUUGUUUUUUGAUCAUUGCUAGACAACCAUUUUCAAUUAUGCCAUAGAUUUUCAAGUAGAUUUAAGUCAAAACCGUAAAUUGUCCACUCAGCAACUCCAGUGUAGAUUUGGCCAUGUGUUUUAGGUUAUUGUCCUGCUGAAACGUGAAUGAAUCUCCCAGUGUCUGGUGGAAAGCAGAUGAAGCAAGUUUUCCUCUAGAAUUUUGCCUGUGCUUAGCUCCAUUAUGUUUAUUUUUAUCCUGAAAAACGUCCUAGUCCUUAACGAUUACAAGCAUACCCAUAACAUGAUGCAGCCACCACUAUGCUUGAAAAUAUGGAGAGUGGUACACAGUAAUGUGUUGUAUUGUAUUUUCCCCAAACAUAACACUUUGUAUUCAGGACAAAAAGUGAAUUGCUUGGCCAAUUUUUUUGCAGUUGUAAACUAUAGAAAGCAGGUGCAGAAGGUGAGUUUAAUGAUAAGAAAGGCAGAUAAACAAAACAGGAGAUCUGUAGUGAAUGUGACCAAAACCAAUACUCCUGAUGACUAAGGCUACUGAGGGCUAAAUAAAGGGAGAUUAAUCAAGGCAAUGAUGAGGUGCAGGUGUGCGUAUUGAUGGUUUCCAGGACCAGUGGUCAGUAUACCGGCGAAGUCAAGCGCUAGAGCGGGGGAGUGGGAGUAGGCGUGACAGCAGUGCCUUGUCUCAAACAGGAUGCAUGUUUCGGAAUAUUUUUUAUUCUGAAUAGGCUUCCUUCUUUCACUCUAUCAAUGAAGUUAGUAUUGUGGAGUAACUACAAUGUUGUCGAUCCAUCCUCAGUUUUCUCCUAUCACAUUCAUUAAACUCUGUAACUGUUUUAAAGUCAC
Molecule: messenger RNA, 7160 nt
Organism: Oncorhynchus keta (chum salmon)
Lineage: Eukaryota; Metazoa; Chordata; Actinopteri; Salmoniformes; Salmonidae
Product: ras-related protein Rab-39B-like
Exons: 2
Coding region: 166-816 (216 amino acids)
Biological process (GO): Rab protein signal transduction
Cellular component (GO): Golgi membrane
Molecular function (GO): GTPase activity; GTP binding
Source: RefSeq, a predicted model, not a curated record